This is a messenger RNA of Odontomachus brunneus, 1695 nucleotides long. Its product is annotated as protein twist-like. The coding region runs from base 176 to 1297 and encodes 373 amino acids. Gene Ontology annotation, molecular function: protein dimerization activity; DNA-binding transcription factor activity, RNA polymerase II-specific; RNA polymerase II transcription regulatory region sequence-specific DNA binding. Gene Ontology annotation, biological process: developmental process; regulation of transcription by RNA polymerase II. The record is from RefSeq and is a predicted model, not a curated record. The transcript is spliced from 2 exons. NCBI's taxonomy places the organism in Eukaryota, Metazoa, Arthropoda, Insecta, Hymenoptera, Formicidae.
UGAACGCAUAAUCAGGAUUAAUUUUUUAAAAAUUUACGGAAAAAACGGAAAAAAAUUUAAUUUGUGCUGAAAGUAUCACUACAUAUGUUUUGACGUAAUAUUGAUUUGUAUUUUUGUCGCGAAAAAGAAAUUAAUCACGAUUUAAUUUGUGUUUAUAAGAAACGUCGGAACAAUUAUGCGAGAUAAUAGAAGCCAAUAUGUGCAGUCGGAUAAUACGCCAUUCAGUUAUAAUUUGUAUCCUGUAGCGCAUGUGACUCCUGUGCAAAGAUCUUCGGAGAACGAAGUGCAACACGCCAAAGAAAUCAAUGUAUCUCUAUUGCCUAUUGGAAACAUACCAUCGUUACCGUCGGAAUUGUCGCCAGACCCUAUAUCUCAAAAUCAGACACAAUCUUGUGACAAUGACUUCUACUGUAUGAAUAAUGAUAAUACUAAUACUAAUACUAAUACUAACUUAUGGUACGAUACUUAUGAUAGUUUUACAUCAACGGCCAACUGUGACAGCAUUACCAAACCAGCAUUAAAUGUGUUCGAAUUAAAUUGCCGGCUGAGAAACUUGGCGGAAAAUUUCGAUUUGCCGAAUUAUUAUCAGUCAGCACAUCUUUACUCGUUUCAUCAACAGCAUCCCGACCAGACUAGUUAUCAACAACCGCUUAAUACGAAUUUGGAACAGACGUACAAUAAUUCUCAUCAUCAUUCUUCGGAAGAACUGAAAUAUAAGAAAGAGCAGGUGGCCGAUCAGAGCGGUGUCUAUCAACAGGCGAAGCUUGAUGGAUAUGCGACGAAGCUGUGUUCAAACAAUAAUUACACAGCGGAAAAUGUUAAUUCGCCUUCAGAAAGUGAUAAAAAAUUGACCACCAUUGAUAGCAAUAAAUCUAAGAGCAAAAGGGCUUACCGGAAAAGAACUAGAAAAUACCAGGAAAAUAAGAUGAAAGAAAAGGAGAGUGAAGAUCAGCGAGAGGUAACGAAUGCUAAAGAACGUCAAAGAACACAGAGUCUCAAUGAAGCAUACGACAACUUGAGGAAGGUCAUACCCAUAAUAAACAAUAAAUUUAGCAAAAUGGAUACGUUGAAAACAGCUAGAAAGUACAUUGAAUUUCUGAAGGCAAUAUUACACUUGGAUAAGGAUGACGACCCUCAGAAUCUAGCAAAUCAACGAAUCAAGAAUGUACUUGUAGCUAUUAAAAACAAUACAUACUCACCAUGCUGUUCUAACGAAAAUACCAUGGCGCACGAUUUGUCACUAGCCUUUAACAUUUGGUGUAUGCAAGAAAGAUUAAAUAAAUCUUCAAAUUUAUAAUCAUAAAACAAACUGUUGUAUAAAAGAGCGUUCCUAAGUUAGGGAAAGAUAUAUGAACGCGUCUUUAGACGGGCAUAAGUAUGCGAUGCUGAAUGCAGCGGCGUGAGAUAUAUGAGUGAGUCGAAGCGAGCUAAGAGGCAGGAACGAACAAUAAAACAUUCUACAAAAGUCGAAAUUUAUAAAAGUUUAUUAAAAAUCGUUAUUUUUCCAUUGAAUAUCAUUACAUGGUGUCAGAAGUGGGAUCGGAAGGAAGAGAACAAAAUAUUCUCAUAUGAGGCAGAUCCAUAUAAGAUUGCCAAACGAGAUAUACGAUCCAGUCAUUUUUUUCUUUCUUCUCUCGCACAAAGAGGCCGAGAGGUAAUGGCGCCGGAAGAAGAAAAGCAAGUAUUUAGUAUACA